UCAGAACGAAGUAAGAGCAGAACAAAACUGACGAAAUGGACCACAGGUUUAUCUUUGUGUGUCUCUUCGCUAGUACAUGCGCUCAGUCUGAUUCUGGAGAGAAACCAGGCACCUGUCCAUCGGCAUCUCUUGGAACGAAUUGUUUUUGUAGUCCUGGGUAUGAUGGAUGUAACGGUGAUUACAGCUGCCCUGGAAUUCAGAAAUGCUUUGACCAGGGUUGUACAUGUGGAGAAAUGUGUGUAUAUCCCGUAGAGGCAGACAUCUACACAUAUCGACCAGGACACUCUGACUUUGUAUGCUUCCUUCCAAAGGAAGGAGAACGCAGCCCUAAUUGUUCCGGAUAUUUCCCAAGAUGGUGGUACAAUUGGCGGACUAAACAGUGUGAACAAUUUAUCUACGGUGGAUGCCGCGGAAACGAAAACAACUUCGAGACAAUACAAGAGUGUGAAAGACAAUGUAAACCAUCAGAUAUUCCCGACGAUAAUGAAGAUCAAGAAUGAUGUUCCUCGCCUGUUGAAUAAAUUGCAAUAGAAAAUGUUUUGUGUUCUUAAUUUUCAA
Messenger RNA from Magallana angulata, 558 nucleotides. RefSeq names its product eppin-like. The transcript has 5 exons. The coding region runs from base 36 to 500 and encodes 154 amino acids. The record is from RefSeq and is a predicted model, not a curated record. Gene Ontology annotation, cellular component: extracellular region. NCBI's taxonomy places the organism in Eukaryota, Metazoa, Mollusca, Bivalvia, Ostreida, Ostreidae. Gene Ontology annotation, biological process: negative regulation of peptidase activity. Gene Ontology annotation, molecular function: serine-type endopeptidase inhibitor activity.